This is a messenger RNA of Radiomyces spectabilis, 780 nucleotides long. RefSeq names its product aminotransferase. Bases 1 to 780 code for a protein of 259 amino acids. The record is from RefSeq and is a predicted model, not a curated record. Gene Ontology annotation, molecular function: catalytic activity. Lineage: Eukaryota; Fungi; Mucoromycota; Mucoromycetes; Mucorales; Radiomycetaceae. The transcript has 4 exons.
AUGGUCGUGUUAGGUGCCUACACUGGUAUGCGCACUGUAGGCCGCAAAUCAGUGGUAGAGCUAGGAUCGCAUAUGAAGCGCAUUGUUAACUCGCUUUCGCUCAUGCGUUUUGAGAAUAGCGACGGAGUGGAGCCCGAGACAGUGUCACAAAUGAUGAGCCCGUUUCGUAAUAUCACCAGUUUGGAACAUCGACUUGUGCCCUUGCUAAGGGCCGGUUUGGAAAAUUACUAUUCAAAUGUCGAUCCUACCACGGCCACCGAUCAUCCUUCAGAAACCAAAAUAUCGCUCAUGGUAACUUAUUGCUAUGAAUCACGUCGACCCCGUUUUGCUGCGCAUUUUGCGCCUCUUGUGACACCAAAGAAACAUCGAGUCAAGGUAGAAAUAGAAAACAAGGCAAGAAAGAUGCCCGAAGUAAAGGACUCGCAAUGGGUGAGAGAGCGAGCGGCAUUAGAACAACACAAGCUUCAUGAUAUCAAUGAAGUCGUAUUAACGGACGAUGAUGGCAACUUGUACGAGGGAAUGGCUUCCAACUUUUUUGCCGUACGUAAAAGAGAAACCGAUGGCAAGUCGGUGGUGAUGUGUGCUGCGCUAGAGAAUAUUUUACUGGGCACCGUCAUGAAGAUUGUCAUGGCCAUCUGUGAAGAGGACGGAAUAGAAUUUCAAUGGGGCUUUCCCAGGUUACAAGACGCCAGAGACAACAGAUGGGAAGGAUGUUUUCUGACAAGCACCUCUCGCUUAUUGUUGCCCAUCGAAGCACUCUAUGUGCCGGACGGCAGGUAG